AUGUUGGAACCCCACGACAGUCCGGACCUGGAGCACCUCACUCCAGAGGAAGCCAGCCGCAUCAUCCAUUCCCACCGCAAAGUCAGAUACGGUACCGCAUGUUGGCCAUGCCGCCAGCGCAAGGUCAAGUGCGACAACAAGCAGCCCUGUGAGAACUGUAUCAAGCGCGAUCACGCCCAAUUGUGUUCCUACAAGCCCAAUCGCUCCUCCUCGGGCAAGGGAGGAUCCGCCCAUGCUUCCGUCGUCUCAGACAGCGUCCUGACCAAGAAGCGUCACCACUCGCCCGACGAGCAUGACGACGCCCGCCCGGGUCCGGGUCCUAGCGCUGAGGCUGCUGCCAUCAAGCCGUACGUCGACGGUGAUUCCGCUGAGGUAUCACGGUAUCUCGGCCAGAACAGCAUACCUGCCCUCUUGCGAGAACAGACAUCAGAGCCACAAGAGGGUGUUGAAUACAUUCGCCAAGACAUGAGGUCCAUCUUUGGACUCGACAACUCGGCGCCCUUCCCGCUCAUGUCAUCGCGGCACCUAGACCGCAUGACCUCUGACAUCGCCGCUGAGCUCCCUUCAGAUCGCGAGGUCAUGAAGCUCUUCCGCACCUACAAGGAGACGCCCCACAAGUUCUGGGGCUUUGUUAUCGACAUUGACGAGCUCGAAUCGAGGUUAAUGAACUACCUCGAGGACCGGGCAAAGAAUGCCAGAAACUCCACCAAGGUCACCAAGCCCGUCUCGGCCUCCUGGCUCGCCAUCCUAUUCGCCGUACUGGCCGUAGGGUCCCAAUAUCACGACUCCCCAUAUCACAUCCGUACCCGCGAUUCGCAACGAUAUAUCCAGAUAUCAUUCCACUUCCUCAUGGUUGGAAAUUUCCUACUCCGACCCAAUUUUGAUUCGAUCCAAGCGCUGCUGCUUACUGGCUUCGUCUUGCUCAACGACAUGAAGGCCGAGGCAUCAUGGGCGCUUCUUGGGCUCACCAUCCGUCUCGCACAGUCCCUUGGCCUGGACCGUGCGUCACAUCUCGAGGGCCAUCAAUCUCCCGAUAUCGCACAUAGGGAACUAAUCAGGAGAAAGCUAUGGUGGAAAUGCGUUUGGCACGAUAACUUGACAUCAUUAUCUUUCGAUCGUGCGCCGAUGACCAACGCAGUCACAAGCCCUCCACCAAUGCUACCCGGCUCUGAGGGCAACUGGACCUACAUCGAGGCCAUGUACAAGCUCACCGACAUCAUCGCGAGGCGGCUCAACCCCGAUGCCCACGCCAACACUACCUACGAACAGAUCCUCGCCAACUGCGACGAGUUCGAGUCGAUCCGCACUAGCGUCCAGCCUCAGCUCCGGUCCAAAGAGGCCUGCAAGACCGCCAUGGACAGGCUACAGUACUUUGCCAUUCGGCUGCACACCUCCUUCACCAUCUCGGUCUGCUGCCGCCCCGCCCUCCGCCGGGGCGACGGCGGCAACCUGGACGCCGUCCAGAAGCAGCAGCUGGGCGAGAAGUGCAAGCAGAACCUCACCGAGACGGUGCGCAUGUUCCUCUCCAUGCACCAGCUCUCCGUCAUCCCGACGCGGUCGUGGGCCUUCACCUACAACGGCCUCUCGUCCGCCGUUCUCCUCGGCAUCCUCGGCGAGACCAAGACGGACCCGGAGGUCAGGCAGCUGCAGGGCGACCUCAUAGCCGCACUGUCGGCGACGGCCGCAAAGGAGCAGACCUCGCCGCCCACGCAUAUCCAAAAGUCCGACAGGGACAUCGAGCUCUCCGGGCCCUUGUCCCGCGCGCUGAUGGCGCUCAAGAACAUCUACGACCACGGCUCGAUCACCGGCCAGAACGUGCAGAACACAUCGUCGCGACGCAACUCGGCCGCCCUGGCGCAGUUGCAAUCUUCCCAAGUGUCUGCCAUCGGGAACGGCAGCGGGGCUGGCAGUGGGGCCGGGGAUGCACAGAAGGGCCUCACUUCGUACCCGCGCAACAACACGCCGGCUGGGGUUGACCCUCACCAAGAUGCUGCCUUGGCUAUGGCCGAAAUGCAGAAUGGGAACAAUUUGCAAGACUUUAACGCAACGAUGCCAUACGUCCCCUCGUUACAGCAGGGCGCCACGACCUUGCCUGAUAUGACCAACAUCGAUCCGGCGACGUACAUGUCUCCUAUGGAUCUGUAUGACCAGAUUUUCUGGGAAUCCCCCGACCCGUGGAACACGGGCAUGGACACGAUGAACUUUGACUUUCUUGCUCAGCCGCCGCCCGGUCAGCCGCCUCAGCAGCAAUUCUACUUUUAA
This is a messenger RNA of Thyridium curvatum, 2262 nucleotides long. RefSeq lists its product as uncharacterized. NCBI's taxonomy places the organism in Eukaryota, Fungi, Ascomycota, Sordariomycetes, Thyridiales, Thyridiaceae. Gene Ontology annotation, molecular function: zinc ion binding; DNA binding; DNA-binding transcription factor activity, RNA polymerase II-specific. The record is from RefSeq and is a predicted model, not a curated record. The transcript is spliced from 9 exons. Gene Ontology annotation, biological process: DNA-templated transcription; regulation of DNA-templated transcription. Bases 1 to 2262 code for a protein of 753 amino acids.